CUCUAUAGAUCCCCCACCGAUCGCUAUUCGAAGCUUCUCCGUUCCUUCCUCCCUCUCGUAAGCGCACGGUGACGACGGAGUGAGCGAGAGCGAGGCAACGGUCUUGGGCAGAUCCUAACUCCACUCUUUCUCUUUCUUCGGAAGGCGACGCAUCUUUGUUCCCUCAUUUCCUAUCUUAGGUCUCUCUCUCCGAUCCCUGAUGCAUGCUUUCCUAAUCGAUCAUCCAGUGCCAUAAACGUGGUGAUGGAGAUCACCCAGGUCCUGUUGUCUGCUCAAUCUUCUGAUGGGCAGAUUCGAACUGUUGCUGAAGCAAACCUUAAGCAGUUUCAGGAACAAAAUCUCCCUCUUUUUCUACUUUCUUUAUCUGUUGAGCUAUCAAGUGAACAAAAGCCUCCUGAGUCUCGGAGACUUGCUGGUAUCAUACUUAAGAAUUCCCUAGAUGCAAAGGAUGCAGUACGGAAGGAAGAACUGACUCAGAAGUGGGUCAGUGUGGAUGCAUCUAUCAAAGCCAAAAUCAAGGAAUCCUGGUUGCAGACUCUUGGAUCAUCAGUAUCUGAAGCACGUCACACAUCAUCCCAAGUCAUUGCCAAGGUUGCAUCCAUCGAGAUACCACGGUGUGAAUGGCUGGACCUUAUAGGGCGGUUGCUAAAAAACAUGACUCAGCCAGAUGCCCCUGCUCCUUUGAAGCAAGCAACCCUGGAGGCACUGGGGUAUGUUUGUGAGGAGGUAUGUCCUCAGGACUUGGAGCAGGAUCAAGUAAAUGCUGUUCUCACUGCUGUCGUUCAGGGCAUGAACCAGAUGGAACAUAGUUCUGAAGUCCGCCUUGCAGCUGUGAAGGCACUUUAUAAUGCUCUAGAUUUUGCUCAGACUAACUUUGAGAAUGAGGUAGAGAGGAACUUCAUCAUGAAAAUUGUCUGUGAGACUGCUAUGUCAAAAGAGUUGGAGAUCAGACAAGCGGCACUUGAGUGUCUUGUUUCUGUAGCCUCUACAUAUUAUGAGUAUCUUGAGCCUUACAUGCAAAGCCUCUUUGAUUUGACUGCAAAUGCAGUGAGAGUAGAUGAGGAGACUGUUGCUCUUCAAGCCAUUGAGUUUUGGAGCUCUAUAUGUGAUGAAGAGAUUCAAAUUCAAGAGGAAAUUGGGGAAGAUGGUGGGAGCUCUUCUCCCCAUUCUAAUUUUAUAAAACAAGCACUUCCUGUGCUGGUGCCAUUGAUGUUAGAAACAUUGCUGAAGCAAGAGGAUCAGGACCAGGAAGAUGGUGUUUGGAAUCUGUCUAUGGCGGGUGGGACCUGCCUUGGACUUGUCGCAAGAACCGUUGGGGAUGCAAUUGUGCCCCUUGUGAUGCCAUUUGUGGAGAAUAAUGUAACAAAGAGUGACUGGCGAAGUCAUGAGGCAGCUACUUUUGCAUUCGGGUUAAUUCUUGAAGGUCCAUCCAUUGAAAAGCUUGCACCACUUGUUCAUGCUGGACUUGAGUUCCUGUUGAAUGCAAUGAAUCACCAAAAUAGUCAUGUCAAGGACACAACAGCAUGGACCCUUGGUAGGAUCUUUGAGUUUCUGCAUUCUGCAAGUAGUGAAUAUCCAAUUUUGACUACCACAAACCUUCCCCGAAUCGUGUCUGUAUUACUGGAAAGUAUUAGAGAUGCUCCAAAUGUGGCUGAGAAAGUUUGUGGAGCCAUUUAUUUCCUUGCCCAGGGCUAUGAGGAUGACGGUUCCAAUUCAUCAAUGCUCACACCUUAUCUUGGUGAUAUUGUUUCAGCUCUCCUCUCUACAGCUGAUCGUACCGACACAAACAAUGUGAGGCUUCGUUCAUCUGCAUAUGAAACACUGAAUGAGAUAGUUCGAUGUAGCAGUAUACCUGAAACUUCAAACAUGAUUGCCCAUCUACUCCAUGAAAUCAUGACUAGAUUGAGCAAGACUCUGGAGCUUCAGAUCGUCUCUUCGGAGGACAGGGAAAAGCAGAGUGAUCUGCAAGCCCUGCUAUGUGGUGUUAUUCAAGUAAUAUUACAGAAAUUGAGUUACUCAAAUGAGACAAAGUCUAUAAUUUUUCAGUCUGCUGAUCAGAUGAUGAUCCUGUUUCUACAAGUUUUUGCUUGCCGCAGUUCUACCGUGCACGAAGAAGCAAUGCUUGCAAUUGGAGCCCUUGCUUAUGCCACAGGCCCUGAAUUUGCAAAUUGCAUGCAAGAGUUCUACAAGUAUCUGGAGAUGGGCUUGCAGAACUUUGAGGAAUAUCAGGUCUGCUCUAUAUCUGUUGGCGUGGUUGGUGAUAUCUGUCGUGCAUUAGAUGAAAAGGUUCUUCCAUUUUGUGAUGGUAUCAUGAGUCAACUUCUAAAAGACCUCUCCAGUCCUAUGCUUCAUCGGUCUGUAAAGCCUCCUAUAUUUUCAUGCUUUGGAGAUAUUGCUCUUGCAAUCAGUGAGCAUUUUGAAAAGUACAUUCCUUUUGUGAUACCGAUGCUGCAAGGAGCUGCAGAACUCUGCUAUCAACUUGAUGUAAAUGAUGAUGAUAUGCGAGAAUAUGGUAAUCAGCUUAGACAGGGUAUUUUUGAGGCUUACUCUGGCAUACUUCAGGGGUUUAAAAGUUCCAAGUCAGCUCUGAUGUUUCCUUACGCAAGUCCUCUUCUGAAGUUCAUAGAAGCUGUUGUUAUGGAUAAGAAUAGGGAUGAAGAGGUAACUAAGGCUGCCGUGGCAGUGAUGGGAGAUCUUGCAGACACUCUUGGUUCAAACACAAAGGUCCUAUUUAAGGAUGUUACCUUCCAUAUGGACUUAUUUGGGGAGUGUUUUCGAUCAGACAAUGACCAGUUGAAGGAGACUGCCACUUGGGCUCAAGGAAUGAUUCGACGAGUAUUAGUUUCUUAAGUGGAUAUAUCUUUCAACAGUCUAACAAAGGUUUCUUUGUCAGGUUAACAAGGUAAGGUUUCUGCAUGGUCUUCCGUAGUGUACCAAAGUUUCUGUUCGUGUUAUUUCUGCUGUUUCUGUGUUCUUACUGGCAGUGUUUUUCCACUGUAGACCAGGUGGUACAUGUGGUAUUUGAUUCACGAUCCACUAGUUUGUGGUCACAAAUUUCCUGCUCAAUCAAU
Musa acuminata AAA Group (dessert banana) is the source of this 3071-nucleotide messenger RNA. Its product is annotated as importin subunit beta-1-like. The record is from RefSeq and is a predicted model, not a curated record. Bases 244 to 2850 code for a protein of 868 amino acids. Gene Ontology annotation, cellular component: cytoplasm; nucleus. The transcript has 3 exons. NCBI's taxonomy places the organism in Eukaryota, Viridiplantae, Streptophyta, Magnoliopsida, Zingiberales, Musaceae. Gene Ontology annotation, biological process: protein import into nucleus. Gene Ontology annotation, molecular function: nuclear import signal receptor activity; small GTPase binding.